Molecule: messenger RNA, 2419 nt
Organism: Peromyscus leucopus (white-footed mouse)
Lineage: Eukaryota; Metazoa; Chordata; Mammalia; Rodentia; Cricetidae
Gene: Pianp
Product: PILR alpha associated neural protein
Biological process (GO): regulation of immune response
Cellular component (GO): membrane
Source: RefSeq, a predicted model, not a curated record
UGCCAUCAUAACCCCAAGAAGUGGAGGUUUCCGCCUCCAUCCUACUGCCCUCCUCAACCUUGCCUGCACCUGGGACAAAAGCUGAGCUUGCAGUGUGGCCAGCGACGGGUUAAACCGUGCGUGGCCUACAGACGCGAAGAGGAGAGGCGGAGACCAAGUGGUCCUAGUCGCCCGCCGAACCCAGCCGAGCCCGGCCGAGCCCAGCCGAGCCCAGCCGAAGCGAGCAUCUCCCGCCGUCGCCGCCGCCCCGCGCCCCCGGCGCCCGCCCCCCUCCGGCUCCAGCGCCUCGCUGCCAGGCAAACCUCCCGACCAUGCCCGGUGCCCCACCCGCUUCUGCGACCCCCCAGCCCCGCGCAGCUCCGAGCGCCUGCAGUCGUCGCGCCGUUACGCCAGGCAUGCAGUAAAGGCCGAAAAUCUGGGUCACAGCUGAGGAAGACCUCAGAUACGAAGUGCAGAAUGUGGCCUACUCUACUGCCGUCCCAACUCUUCCCUCUCUGGCCACUGCUGUUGCUCCCCCUCCCACCGCCUGUGCAGGGCUCCUCCUCGUCCCCACCAGCCCCGGCCCGUCCCCCCUGCGUCCGGGGUGGCCCCUCGGCCCCUCGCCAUGUGUGUGUUUGGGAGCGGGCUCCUCCACCAAGCCGGUCCCCAAGGGUCCCAAGAUCACGUCGGCAAGCUCCGCCAGGCACUGCACCUCCUGCCACCCCAUCAGGCUUUGAGGAGGGGCCCCCCUCAUCUCAGUACCCCUGGGCCAUUGUGUGGGGUCCCACAGUAUCUCGGGAGGAUGGAGGGGACCCCAACUCGGUCAAUCCUGGAUUUCUGCCCCUGGACUACGGUUUUGCAGCCCCGCAUGGGCUGGCUACUCCGCACCCCAACUCAGACUCCAUGCGGGAUGAUGGAGAUGGACUCAUCCUUGGGGAAACACCUGCUACCCUGAGGCCCUUCCUGUUUGGAGGGCGUGGGGAAGGUGUGGACCCUCAGCUUUACGUGACAAUUACCAUAUCCAUCAUCAUCGUCCUUGUGGCUACAGGCAUCAUCUUCAAGUUUUGCUGGGACCGCAGCCAGAAGCGGCGGAGGCCCUCAGGGCAGCAAGGUGCCCUGAGGCAGGAGGAGAGCCAGCAACCACUGACAGAUCUGUCCCCGGCUGGAGUCACUGUGCUGGGGGCCUUCGGGGACUCACCCACCCCGACCCCUGACCAUGAGGAGCCCCGAGGGGGACCCCGGCCUGGGAUGCCCCAGCCCAAGGGGGCUCCAGCCUUCCAGUUGAACCGGAUUCCCCUGGUGAAUCUGUGAUGCCCCCCCCAUGUUGGGGUGCUGCCAAGCAGGAGGCCAAGUGGCCGGCAUAGCCACCAUCCACUGAGGGGGGGGGCAACCGUGGGGAACUGGGACCAUGGUGGGGGGCUCCCAGCUCCUGCCCUUGCACACCACCUGGAACACUCACUGACCCCAUGGGCAAGCCCAGCCGUUUGCCCUCCAGUGUCUGGGGGCUUCCCCCCAUUCCCACCCUUGCACAUUCACAUGAAAGCCUUGCACACUCACCUCCACCCUCACAGGCCAUAGCACACAGUCACGCUCUCCAUGCUGCUCUUCUGCUUCGUGUCCCCGUCUGCGUCUGCUCAGCUGGCUCCUAGCUCUCCCCCUCUUGUUACACAUGUUGUACCCCCUUUGCAUCUGCUGCGCCCAUCUCAGACCGGGGAUGUGCAUUUCUGGCCCAAUACACGGCGCAGUGCUCACGCUGCCGCAUCAACACCCUCUGGUCUCAUUUCUGUGGCCCUUGCAUGCUGCCCUCGAGGUGGGUGGGAGGCGAGCUAGGGGCUCCUCGUGCCGUCUGUCACAGCCCCAUCUCAUCCCAUGCCUUACGUUUCACCGUCCUUCCAUCCCAAGGGCACUGGCACUACUGAGGGCUCCCCGACAGGAACGGGGGUAGUGAGGCCCAAUUGCUAAAUUCUGUCAUCUGAAACAUGGGUUUGGGGGAGUCGCCUGCUGCACCUGAGAAGGGACUCCCAUGUCCUCCCUUCCUUCCCAAGUCCCUUGUCUUGUGUGUCCUGGCUGUCUGUCUGUGUGUGUAUCUCUGGACUUCAGAGCCCCCUGACCUCCUCUCCCCACCCUUCCCUAAGGCCUCCCUAACUGUACCUAGGCUGCCAGGGACUGAAGCCAGCUGGUUCAAGGCCAUUAAGAGCUCUGCCUCCACACCCACCCUUCUCUUCCCGGGUCCCCUCCCGUCCCCUCUUCCCUCUCCUGCCUCUCCCCCUUUUCCUCUCCUCAGGUUCUUCCCUUUCUCGUUGUUUCUUCCACUUCCCUCCUUCCUCCGACCUGGCUCCUAUGCUGUGAUAUAUAUUUUUGUAUUAUCUCUUUCUUCUCGUGGUGAUAAUCUUGUGGGAUGUAAGUUUCAAAAUUUUCAAAUAAAGCCUUUGCAAGAUAA